Messenger RNA from Fusarium pseudograminearum CS3096, 1623 nucleotides. RefSeq lists its product as uncharacterized. The coding region runs from base 1 to 1623 and encodes 540 amino acids. The record is from RefSeq and is a predicted model, not a curated record. Gene Ontology annotation, biological process: carbohydrate transport; transmembrane transport. Gene Ontology annotation, cellular component: membrane. The transcript is spliced from 2 exons. Gene Ontology annotation, molecular function: carbohydrate:proton symporter activity. NCBI's taxonomy places the organism in Eukaryota, Fungi, Ascomycota, Sordariomycetes, Hypocreales, Nectriaceae.
AUGUCAUCUUCCCCAAAGGCCGACCUUGCCCAGGUUGAGCAUAUCGAUCCUGACUCCAAGAUGGGUUUCGACGAGGUUGAGAAGCCUGCUGCGCGCGAGGCUAACGAUCGCGAACAUGACCUUACUCUGCGCGAUAGUUUCCGCUUGUAUCCCAAGGCCAUUGCCUUUUCUUUACUUUUCUCCACUGCUAUCAUCAUGGAAGGUUAUGAUCUGAGUCUUCUUGGUAGCUUCUACGGUUAUGAUGCAUUCAAGCAAAAGUUUGGCAACGAAAUCGACUCGGACGGCAACCCCAUUGUAUCGGCAGAUUGGCAAACAUAUAUCCAAGUCGGUGGCAUGUGCGGCCAAAUCAUCGGUCUCUACAUCAACGGUUGGGUCUCUGAUCACUUUGGUUACAAAAAGACCAUGAUGGCUUCUCAGAUGCUCAUGAUCGGACUCAUCUUCUUCCCCUUCUUCGCGCCCAACCUCAACGUCCUCCUCGCCGGAAACAUUCUCCUCGGUCUUCCAUGGGGUAUCUUCCAGACCCUCACUCUCGCCUAUGCUUCCGACGUCGCGCCCGUUGUCCUACGACCAUACCUUACUGCCUACGUCAACCUUUGCUGGGUCAUCGGUCAGCUCAUCGGCGCUGGAGUGCUUCGCGGAUUCAGUACCAUGGGAGGUGACUGGUCAUACAGAAUUCCUUUCGCUCUGCAGUGGGCUUGGCCUCCAUUCAUCAUGCUUGGUACCAUUUUCGCUCCCGAGUCUCCCUGGUGGCUUGUCCGCAAGGAGCGCUACGAGGAUGCCAAGCGAUCCAUUCUUGCGCUCGUCACCCAAUGUGAUGUUCCCUUUGAUGCCGAUGCGCAGGUUGAGCUUCUCAAGGCUACCAACCAGAUGGAGAAGGAGAACUCUGCUGGAACCAACUACUGGCAUUGCUUCAUGCGCAGCGAUUUGAGACGAACUGAGGUCGCUUCCAUCACUUACACCGCCCAGGCCCUUUGCGGUAGCGCUCUGAUGGGUUACUCUGUUCAGUUUUACCUUGAGGCCGGUCUAUCGCCUGAGAAGGCCCUUGAUUUCAACGUCAUCCAGUACUGUGUCGGCGCCGUCGGCGUUGUUCUCUCCUGGUUCUUAAUGUCCCGCUUCGGUCGCCGAGAUAUCUACAUCUGCGGCAUGGCAACCCUCUUCUGCAUCCUUAUCGUUGUUGGUGCCCUCGGCUGCAUCAACAAGACCGAGAGCGUCGGCUGGGCUAUCGGCAGCUUGCUCAUCGUGUACACCUUCGUUUACGACAUGACCAUCGGACCCAUCGCCUACACCAUCGUCGCCGAGAUCUCAUCCACGCGUCUCAAGGCCAAGACCAUCGUUCUGGCUCGCAACUUUAGCAACAUUGCUGGUCUUGUAACCAACACCCUGAUGCCCCGCAUGCUUGGUCGAAACUCGUGGAACUGGGGCGCCAAGACUGGUCUCUUCUGGGCAGGUUGGUGUCUGUUGAUCUUUGUCUGGGCCUUCUUCCGUCUGCCCGAGCCAAAGGAUAGAACUUAUGGUGAGCUCGAUCUUCUUUUCGAGCACAAGGUUCCUGCGCGCAAGUUUGCCAAGACCAAGGUCGAUCAGUUCCCUACUUCUAGUUCCACCGAGAAGGUCCAGGAGCAGUAA